AUGGCUAAUAUUCUCAUAGUAGUUUUUUAUGGUGGACAAUGGACACAGUACAAUUUUUAUGAGAAUUAUAGUGUUGUUGGAGUACUAGUUGAUGAUAUGAUGAAUUUAGGUGGUUUAGUUAGUUUGAUUUUGAAUGAAAUUCAAUUGGAUGCUUCUAUUGAUUUAUGGGUGUUAUUGGACUUUGGCCACACAAAUAUUCAAAAUGUGUUUAAUUUACAACAAGAUAAGGAUGUUUGUUGGUUUUUGUCUUUGAUUAAAGAGUCGAGUAUUAGGUAUCCUUUGGUUGCUCAUGUUAGGGUUCAUUCUCUUGUUGCUCAAACUAGUAUAGAAGCUUCUUCCAGUGGCAUUGGUGGCAGUAGUGAAGCUAAUGAUAAUUUGCUAUGUUUAUCUUCUUCUAGUUCUUCUUCAAAUGAUGUGAUUACACAAGAUUAUGAUUUUCAUGACAAUUUGAAGGAAAAGGAUGUAUUUGUUUAUUUCGAGGCCAACUUAGACCUCUACACAAUGGACAAGUCAUGGAUGACCCAAAAUAGGAUGUCAAGAGAAUAUGAUUUAGGAGUCGAAAGAUUCAUUAAAUUUGGGUUGAGUCAUGCCAAAGGUCUUAAUUCAAUUAGAUGUCCAUGUUUGAAUUGCGGCAAUCGUUUACUUAAGGAUGUCUCAACAGUUCGGUAUCAUUUGUAUGCCAAUGGAAUUGAUAAGAGUUACAAGGUAUGGUUCUGGUAUGGUGAAGAAUUGAACUCAGAUCACGUUACCAACACGAUGGAAAAUACAGUGGAUGAAACUGAUGAAAACGACGAUUUAUUUAAUACAAUUAAUAUGGUUCAAUCUGUUCAAGAACAAUCUUGCAAUGCAUCAAAUACCUUCGACACUAUGUUUGAUGCGAAGAAACCCUUAUACCCAGGAUGUAAGAAAUUCACAAAGUUAUCAGCCCUCGUGAGAUUGUAUAACCUGAAAGUUAGGUAUGGUUGGACUAAUACUAGCUUCUCUGAAUUGCUGUCCAUAAUAUGUGAUCUAUUACCUGAUAACAACGAAAUUCCAUGUUCUUUGUACGAAGCGAAGAAAACACUUAGUGCCCUAGGACUGAGUUACCAAAAAAUUGAUGCAUGCCCUAAUGAUUGUUGCUUAUACAGAAAAGAAUAUGAAAAGAUGACCAAGUGCCCUAAGUGUGGUUUGUCAAGAUGGAAGAUCGCUAAGAACUCAAAAAAGGAAAAAACUGGUGUGGCUGCUAAGCAGAUGUGGUACUUUCCAAUAAUUCCAAGAUUUAUAAGAAUGUUCAAGAGAUCUGAAAAUGCUAAGAACUUGCGUUGGCAUGCGAUAGAUAGACAAGUUGAUGGUAUUUUGAGACACCCGGCUGACACUCCAUCAUGGAGGUUGAUAGACCACAUGUGGCCAACCUUUGGGUCAGAACCGAGAAAUCUCCGUUUGGGUUUGUCUACUGAUGGAAUUAACCCAUUUGGAGAUAUGUCGACGACGUACAGUUGUUGGCCCAUCAUCACUACAAUAUACAACCUUCCACCAUGGCUGUGUAUGAGAAGAAAACAUUUGAUGCUGACAAUGUUAAUAUCAGGUCCAAAGCAACCGGGCUACGAUAUCAAUACGUACUUAGCACCUUUAAUUGAUGAUCUACAAAUGUUGUGGACGGAUGGAGUUCGUUGUUUCGAUGCAUAUAAGGAAGAAUAUUUCACACUGCGGGCUGUCUUAUUAUGGACCAUCAACGAUUUUCCAGCAUACGGUAAUCUAUGCGGUUUUAGUGUGAAAGGAUAUAAGGCUUGUCCAAUAUGUGGAGAGGAGACUACUUCAAUAAGAUUGCAACAUGGAAAAAAAAUGUCAUACAUGGGACACACGAAGAAGAAGUGUGGGAAGACCGUGCAUAAUGAAGGUGGCAAUGACUAUUGGAAAAGAAGACCUGAUUUUUUUCAACUACCAUAUUGGAAACACUUGCAUGUUCGACACUGUUUAGACAUAAUGCAUAUUGAAAAAAAUGUAUGCAUGAACAUAGUGGGCACCUUACUUGAUAUACCAGGAAAAAGUAAGGAUGGGAUGAAUACUAGACUUGACUUGGUUGAAAUGAAAAUUAGACCAGAAUUGGCACCAACGUUUACUGGUAAUAGAACUUAUAUCCCUGCGGCAUGUUAUACACUGUCAAAAGAAGAGAAGUAUCGAUUUUGCAAGACUUUGUCAGAAAUUAAAGUUCCAGAAGGUUAUUCAGCAAAUAUUAGUAGUCGUGUCUCUUUGGAUGACUUAAAACUGACCGGCCUUAAGUCGCACGACUGUCAUGUUUUAAUGCAGCAACUGCUUCCAAUUGCAAUACGUUCAGUCCUACCGAAGAAUGUGAGGUACACUAUUAGUAGAUUGUGCUUCUUCUUCAAUGCGAUUUGUGACAAAAGUUUUUCUGUCUCAGAUCUUGAUGCACUGCAAGAAGAUAUAGUUCUAACUUUAUGCAAUCUUGAGAAGUAUUUCUCACCCUCGUUUUUUACAAUCAUGGUUCACCUUGUUGUUCAUCUCGUUAGAGAAGUAAAGCUUUAUGGACCAGUAUAUUUGCGAUGGAUGUACCCAUUUGAACGAUGCAUGAAAGUGUUGAAAAGUUAUGUUCGCAGUCGAGCUCGACCGAAAGGAUGCAUUGCAGAAGCAAGCAUAUGCGAGGAGGCAGUUGAAUUCUGUUCAGAUUUUCUUUCUAGAUUAGAUCUUAUUGGACUUGGGUCACUUAAUUCAAGGACGGAAAUGCAAAGCGAUCGACCUCUAUCAGUAGGAACAUACGUUCGACCCGAUGUCCAACAACUCAAGCAAGCACAUCUUCGUGUCUUACAGAAUAUUGGAGAAGUGCACACAUACGUUGAGUAA
This is a messenger RNA of Cucumis sativus (cucumber), 2838 nucleotides long. RefSeq lists its product as uncharacterized. The coding region runs from base 1 to 2838 and encodes 945 amino acids. Lineage: Eukaryota; Viridiplantae; Streptophyta; Magnoliopsida; Cucurbitales; Cucurbitaceae. The record is from RefSeq and is a predicted model, not a curated record. The transcript has 3 exons.